Molecule: messenger RNA, 3966 nt
Organism: Linum trigynum
Lineage: Eukaryota; Viridiplantae; Streptophyta; Magnoliopsida; Malpighiales; Linaceae
Source: the annotation of a GenBank genome assembly
AGAAUGUAUUUAGACUUUCUGCGACGAUUGUCUAUCGUCGUAGAAUGUAUGUAAAUUUUUUGCGACGAUAGCCCGUCAUCACAGAAUGUUUGGGAGCUUUCUGCGACGAUGGCCUGUCGUCGCAGAAUGUUCGAGACUUUAUGAGACCUUUUUUAGUCAUUGUAUAAUGCUUCAUGAAAUUUUAUAUUUGGGCUUAAUUAUCUAACAUAAGGAUUAUAUUUGGACUUAAUUUUAUAUUUUAUAUUAGUAGCUAAGAAUUUUCCAGGAUAAUUGGAAUUGGUUUUAACCGAAGGAUUUGAAGUGCUUUGAUGAAUUUUACGAUUUGGGUAAAUACUAUUUUCUAGCCAAACAUUUUCCCCAUUCCAAAUUAAUAGCCAAGCCUUUCGAAAUCUUAAUAAUUAGCCAAUCGUUAAGUCUCCGUUAAUAAUUUCGUUAAAUGACGAUGAGCUGACGAAUAUUGUGCUGACUUGAACCUUAUUUUGCUCGACUAUGUUCCUCUCAGUGGCGGUGGAAGAAAGAUACAGUGGGAGAAAUAAUGAAAGGGGUCGUCGGUGCUUCGGGUGUCAAUGGCGAUGAAGGAAGAUCAAAGAGUGCAUGGGUUUUGGCAUGUGACAACGGCGAAUCGGCUCCUCUUGAUCGGAAAAGCGUUGAUCCGGGUAAGAUUUGGCCUGCAUGUGUGUUUUUCUUGAGGGUUUCUGGCUCCAGAAUGCGAUUGUGACAUUUUUAUUCUAGGUUUUCUUUUCAAAAGAGAGAAUAAGAAAUGGGUACCAUUAAACUUUCAGAAUUGGGGGAGGGUACCACUAAAGUCAAUUUAGGGCGUUGAAUGCCAUGUAAGUUAAUUAAAUGUGCAUCCUUCCAAUUUUCCAUCCAUUUCACUAACGGAGAAAAAAAAUUGCCAAGUCAGCUUUGACUACAGGCCACAAGGUUGUUGCGUCACUUACCUGAUCACCCCUUGUAUUUCUGCAUCCCUUCGCAAAAAAAAAAAAAAAAAACCCCUAAUACCAAACCUCUCCCUCCCAAAGAUGCUUCCCCAAGUUGAAACUCUUCAUCUUCUCCAUCAAAAUUGCAGCUCGACGAGACUUGACGGCGGAAAAUAAUCCUACGCAUAAGACGAGUGUUCGAAAGAGACGACGAUCGUAAAAAUUAGGAUGGCCAAUAUUUUCUCACCGAAGCUGGAAACCUUUGCAGGUAUGGAAUCUCAACAUUUCUUCUAGUUUUUUCCGUAUUUGUUACUUGUGCUAUAUGUACUAAACCCAAUUCCGCUUUCCUAUGAUAGAGUUUAAAUUGGGACAAGAUUGCUCCAACUGUUAGUAUGUCAGGAGGUCGGGAUUCUCUACCACGACAUGGUAAGGAUUCUUUCUUUUCUAUCUGCAUAUUGUCUUUUUUUUUAACUUGAAUUAGCGUUUAUGUUAAAGGAAGGGAAGUACGUUUGCUUCUUUUUGCCCUUGCAUGCAAGGGUUGCAUGAAUGAUAACCCUUUUUUAUUAAUAUUUUUGUUUCUUUAAUUUGUUUGUUUGGGUAAGGUAAGUGGCCCCCUACUUGUUGGUUUGUGAAUUUUAUUAUUGAGAGUAUGUGUUCCAUCCCAUUUUCAAGCUUUUUGUUUCUCUGUACAGAAGGAGAAGCUGAGUCUGAAGCCGAAAGUGGGUUUGAGGAUGAUCAAAAUGAAGUUAGUGAUGAGGACUUUGAUUUCGAAGAUUUUGAAGGUGGAGGGGACACGAACAAUUUGAUCAUUGAUGAUGACAUUGGUGGAGAUGUUGACACAUAUUGCUAUGAUUCAGAUGACAUGGGCAGCUCCCACUCAAGUGAUGACGAAAGUUAUACUAAAAAUAAGUUCGAAGAGUUUAAUCCAGCAAGGGAUAUGGAAAAUCCUCAAUUCUCUGUGGGGCAAAUCUUUAGGGACUUGAAUACUUUCAAGCAAGCUAUUAGAGCUUACUCAAUAAAAAAUAAGUUUCCUUUGAGAUUUGCCCACAGUGACCAACAAGAGUUCAAGUUUUGUUUGACAAGAAUUGUGGUUGGAACAUUUGGGCGUCACCUUCUGCAGAUGGGAAGAAAGUUCACAUUAAGAUAGCCCAAUUGGAACAUAAUGGAUGUGUUCUGCUAUCUUGGCACAAGUGGUUUACUUACAAAUUCAUUGCCAAGAAGUACCUGCUUAGGUUUGAAAUUGAUCCUAAAUGGGGGAAUGAUUCGAUAAUGCAGACGGUGGAAGAAGGCUUUCAUUGUACUGUAUCAAGAUGGACAGCAAGAAGGGCACGUGAUUAUGCGGUGAAUUUGAUACGGGGAAAGGCUGAAGAUCAAUAUGCGCGACUUCAUGACUACUGCGCGGAGGUAAAUCAAACUCAUCUGGGUUCGACUAUGUUUGUGGAGACAGAGGAUAACUAUUUUUUGAGAAUGUACUGUUGUUUGGCUGCUUGUAAAGAAAGGUUUGCAGCCGGUUGUAGGAAGAUCAUUUUUCUCUAUGGUUGCUUCUUGAAGACACUUCAUGGAGGACAACUACUUUCUGCUGUUGGAAUCGACGCCAAUGAUGGAAUUUUUCCUAUAGCUUAUGCUUUGGUGGGGGUAGAGAACCAAGAGAACUGGACAUGGUUUUUGGCUCAUGUACUCCAAGACUUACAAGUUCCAGAAGUGUCUGAUGAUUGGACAUUUAUGUGCGAUAAACAAAAGGUAAUCACCAAAUAUAUGAGUGAGCUGAACAUUGUUUUUAAUUAACUUUUCCAUCUCUGAUGCUGUAAUUUUGAUUAUGGACCUUUUGUUUGUCAUUUUAAAUUUAACUAUGGAGGCUAUUAUUAGUUUAAUAAUCCUGGAGACACGUCUCUACCUUUGCUCUAGUUAGGAUAAUAUAAAUGGCAUAAAUUGCUUUUUUAAUACCUUGUUCUCUACGUGAUUAGAAUUUAGAAAUGAAUUCUAUAAUUCUGAAUUUUGUAUAUAUAACUCUAAUGCAGGGCUUGGUUAACGCUCUCUCGCAACUGGUACCAUAUGCAGAGUACCGAUUUUGCGUUAGACACCUUUGGUGUAACCUCCAACGAGCUCAAUCAGGUAACAAAACUACGAAAGACAUGUUAUGGGCAAUUGCUAGGUCUUCAUAUGAAGCUGAGUUCAAAAGAACUGUCAGUGAACUUAGGGGGUAUAAUGAAGAUGCAUGUAAGUGGUUAUUGGAAAAACCUUUGAAUCAGUGGUGUCGAGCAUACUUUCGAACUAGUUCCAAGACCGAUGUGUUGUUGAACAACCACUGUGAAUCCUGGAAUAGGACCAUAUUAGGUGCUAGAGUCAAACCCAUCAUUAGUAUGUUUGAGACUAUUAGAUUAUAGUUUAUGGUUAGGUUUGCAAAGAAAAAGGCAUUUGCUGAGAAUAAUUUCAAAGGACAAUUCAGCCCAAAAAUUCUGAAGAAGAUAAAUGCGGCUAAGGAGGGUAGCUUCGGUUGGAGAGCCCUACCCAAUGGUUCUAACACAUUCCAGGUUCGAUGUCUUGAAGGACAAGUUGUUGUCGACUUGAACAAAUGUAGUUGCACAUGUAGGAAAUGAGAGUUGACUAGAAUACCAUGUGCUCAUGCUGUUUGCUGCAUAUUUUCAAAGAAGGAGAAGGUGGAACCAUAUGUGGAUAAGUGUUAUGAGGUGGCCACCUAUGUUAGUAUUUAUAACUACACACUGGAAUAUAUGGUUGGGCCUGAAUCAUGGAGGGAUAGCAACCAAGACCCUGUAAUGCCACCCUAUGUUAGCAUUGAUGCUAAGGCAACAAGGGGGAGACGUAGGGUGAAUAGGAGAAAAGGUCCGGAGGAGGUAUUGGAAGGGAAACAAAAGCGACCAAGAAAGCAGAAGCCCAACAAUCAAAGAAUGAACAAGAAAAAUGGAAAAAUUCAUUGCAGUCAAUGCGGUGGAGAGGGUCACAACAAGAGUGCACAUCGUGAUGGAAACGAACGAGCUAGAGUUCGGAAUGAGCAACAUGGUGGCAUAAAUGAACCAGUUGGAGUUGC